CCACGCAAGCGGCGCCGCGCCAAAGUCGCCUGCGAGCCAUGCCGCGAACGCAAACGCAAGUGCGACGGCCAUGAGCCCUGUGAUACCUGCGUGCAGUUCGAGUAUGACUGCUUUUAUGCACAAAUUAAAUCGAAGAACAAGACGAUCUCGACACUUAAUCCUCCGAGACAGCUGCAAUCCCCGCGCUCUCCCCUUACGACGGGUGAAGCUACCGAGUCUGCUAUCCAUGCCAUUCCAGAAAAUAUCAACAAGCAGUAUACGCAAAGUAGAGGGACAAGCGGACCUGCUGAAUCGCCUGCCGCUGAAGUUCGGGGUCAUAUGCAGUCGCUCGAGGCAAAUUCAGGCGCUGCGUUUGUGAGAAAGCUUGGCUUGAAAAUCGACCCGUAUAACGCGCCGCGACUGCACUUGUUUGCCUGGAACACGGGAGAGCGUCUUGCAGGAUGCCCUCCCGGCACGCUAAGAAGCGUGACGGCGACGCUGUCGCAGGCUCAAAUGAGGAAUCUCGCGCUGGUCUACUUUGAUAAAGUGGGAGUUGCCUACGGAUUCAUCGAUCGCGACAUCUUUUUCGAGCGUCUCGGCAGAAGAUGGCUGAGUCCGGCACUGCACGAUUCAUACGACUCAGUUCUGUGUGGAGUGGCAGCUCUUGGACUGCAUUUUUCGCAAAAGGUCCCGCCUCCAUUUGAGUCUGAUUUGGUUGAGACGGCCAAGGUUUUGCUCGAGCAGAACUCACUCGUGACGCCCCCAUCGAUUGAUACAGUCACCGGCUGGGUGCUUCGAGUCGCAUACUUGCGAAUGACUUCCCUGCCACAUGCAGCCUGGCUGGCAAGUUGUUCAUUGAUGCACGUUGUAGAAUCUGCCAACAUUCACCUUGAAUCACCAUCACAUACCGUCUUUGAUGGAUCCGCAGAGGAGAUUGAUCUUGAUAUCCGUCGGCGACUAUGGGGAAUGGCUCAGCAUCUCAAUAUAUGGGCGUCAUUUGAUCUUGGCCGGACGAAGAUCACGCUGCUCAAUGCGUCCACAAGGCCGGUUGCACCAAAGCCCGGCGACUACACAUCCCAACUUCUAGGGCUUAUCCCUCUCACAGAGCCGCUAGACCCCAACAAAACCCGGUCAGUCGAGGAUCUCGAAGCGGAUAUGAGGCGCGUCUUAGACGAAGAGCGUGAUGUAUCGCCUGUUAUCAUGGCACAGGUGAAUUUAAUGCUUUGCAUAUUUAGGCGACUACGGGCUCAAAAGUCGAAUAUGCUGAACCUGCAGAUGGAGCGUAUUCUGGCAUUGGCGACAAAAGGUCUUCGAGCGGCUGAAAAUAUGGUUUCGACUUAUAGUCCCUGGCACCACGCUGCCAACGUCCCGUUCCAGGUGGUCUGUCUGCUCCUCGCUAUUGAUAGCCGCGCCUCUCUUGCAUUAUUGUCGGACGCGAUGAACGUGCUUCAAAACGUGACGAGUACAUGGAACAGCCCCGUUAUGCGAGAGGCGUAUAAUACAGCAUAUCUACUAAUUCUUCUGCAUCAGCGACGCAAAGAAGAAGACGCGAGAACGUUGCGGGAUGUUCUCGAAAUGCACUCGACUGCGCCUGCAAUGACGCCGGACUCGACAAUGCAGUUUGGCAGUUUCAAUAACAUGCAGCCGCCGCCAACGGAUUCUGUCGAGUUUUCAUGGCUGGAAGAUCUCAUUGCAGAUAUGCCCAGCCUGAGAGAAUUUGAUCUGGAGCAAUUUCUUGUCCAAGAUGCGCCACAGCGGCAGAACCUAGGCGCCAACAUGCCGCCAAAGCCUGAUGACCCCCAUGAGGACCACGAGGAAGACCACGAGGAAGACCACGAGGAGGAGGAGCCAACUGAAUCUUCGCCACUGCUGCCAAAGUCCGAUAAAAAAUCCAACUCUACGCCGUCUAAAAAGUCUGCUGUUCAAGAGCAACAGCCUGAGGCGCAAGUUGUCGGCCCUCCGAUAGAGGAGCCUCCCGCACAGCCCCAGACACAGCCAGAAGGACAAUCGCCGCCGCCAGCUGCACCUCCAAAGGCAGCCUGGCCGACUCCUGCGGGACUACCGCCUCGCGAUGACGAUGAUGAGCGCUUGAUUAUUUUCCGUCGCGCCGUCGGCAUCAAUUACUAUCUCGCCGCUACCGAUCCCGGUACAAUGGAAGAGGGAAGGAAAGAAGCAGUGGGAAUAUACCGAGCAGUCAUCCACGCCAAAAACAACAAGCAGCGACUGUUCUACUUUCUCAGCACAUUCGUUCUGCUUUGCCACUUUGGCCAGAUUAUUGUUGGUGCAGCCCUGACGGCGCUCGGUCCGCUAGCCAGCGACCACAGCGGCAUUAUUACCUUCCUAGGCGCCUUAAACACCGUCAUCGCCGGCUUGCUGGCUUUGAUCAGCGGACAAGGACUACCGGAUCGAAUUAGAAAGGACCAAAUCGGAUUUCGGAUCAUCCAGGAUUGGAUUGAAGAAACCGAGUCAUUGCUCAGCGUCGGCAUUAUCGGAAGGAACCGCAAGGAAGUUGGCCUACUAGUCGAGGAAGCAUUUAAAAAGUACAAUGCGGCUAAAACGAACGAAGAGAAUAAUAACCCAGGUUCGUAUAUCCGCUCUCCCGAAGAACCUUCUAGGGUUGCUGGUGAC
Messenger RNA from Talaromyces proteolyticus, 2607 nucleotides. Its product is annotated as putative C6 transcription factor. The transcript is spliced from 2 exons. Gene Ontology annotation, molecular function: zinc ion binding; DNA-binding transcription factor activity, RNA polymerase II-specific. The record is from RefSeq and is a predicted model, not a curated record. The annotation marks the transcript as partial. NCBI's taxonomy places the organism in Eukaryota, Fungi, Ascomycota, Eurotiomycetes, Eurotiales, Trichocomaceae. Gene Ontology annotation, biological process: response to xenobiotic stimulus; regulation of DNA-templated transcription.